Molecule: messenger RNA, 1713 nt
Organism: Ochotona curzoniae (black-lipped pika)
Lineage: Eukaryota; Metazoa; Chordata; Mammalia; Lagomorpha; Ochotonidae
Gene: CCM2L
Product: CCM2 like scaffold protein
Exons: 10
Coding region: 1-1713 (570 amino acids)
Biological process (GO): heart morphogenesis
Source: RefSeq, a predicted model, not a curated record
AUGGACUAUGAAGUCAAGAAAGGGAAGAAGGGCUUCGUGUCCCCUAUCCGGAAACUCGUGUUCCCCAAGGCUGCUGAGCGCCGGGCGGCCUGUCGGACCAGUGUGAGCCGCCGGCCCCUGCACUCCCUGCCCCUCUACCCACCUGACUACCUCAUCGACCCUCAGAUUCUGCUGUGUGACUACUUGGAGAAAGAGGUCAAGUUUCUGGGCCACCUCACCUGGGUGACUUCCUCUCUGAAUCCUUCCAGUCGGGAUGAGCUCCUGCAGCUGCUGGACACGGCCAGGCAGCUGAAGGAGCUGCCGCUGAAGACCACGGCCGAGCAGGACAGCAUCCUGAGCCUCUCGGCCCGCUGCCUGCUGCUCACCUGGAGAGACAAUGAGGAGCUCAUCCUGCGGAUCCCCACACACGAGAUCGCUGCUGCCUCCUACCUGCAGGACGACGCGCUGCACCUGCUAGUGCUUAAGACAGGUCUGGGCGUGGAUCCAGUGCCAGCCGGCGUGGACGCCAGCCCCGGCGGCGCGGGACGUGACCCGGGUCCACCUGGCGCAGUGUCCGAGAAGCGGCGGGUGGGCACCGCCGAGCGGCGCCACACCAUCUGCAGCCUGGACUGGCGCGUGGCCUGGGGAGGGGGCGCGGGCGCCGAGGCCCGGGCGGCCGCGGGCGGAGGGGGCGGCGGCGGCAGCCUGGAGCGGCAGCGAGCCGGGCCGCGCGCGUCCGGCAGCUGGGAGCGGCGGCAGACGUUCAGCGGCAGCUGGGAGCGGCGGCACGCGGGCGGCGGCGGCGGUGGCACGGGCAAGCCCGGAGGCAGCUGGGAGCGCAGACAGGCGGGCAGCGGCGUCGGUGGCAGCUGGGAGCGGCGCCAUCCGGGACCCAACCCUCUGGAUCCUCAGAACCCCAGCCCCGAUGCCUACUGCAACCUGGUUAUCCUGGCUGUGGCCAAUAGAGAUGCCGCCGAGGAGUCCUGUGCCCUCAUAUGCCAGGUCUUCCAGAUCAUCUAUGGGGACCAGAGCAUCGAGUGCGUGGACCGGGCUGGCUACCACUACACGUCCACGCCGGAACGGCCGUGGCUCUGCAGCCGCAGUGACAGCUGCCGCACGGAUGGGACAUACGCCUACGACGCCGACUUCAGCUGCUGCAGCUCAUUCAAUGGCUCCCAGGACACAUUUGAAGCAUGUUACAGUGGCACGUCCACGCCUUCUUUCCACGGCUCCCACUGCAGCAGCGACCACAGCGGCCUGGGCCUGGAGCAGCUGCAGGACUACAUGGUCACGCUGCGGAGCAAACUGGGGCCCCCGGAGAUCCAGCAGUUCGCUAUUCUGCUGCGGGAGUACCGGCUGGGGCUGCCCAUCCAGGACUACUGCGCCGGCCUGCUUAAGCUCUACGGGGAGCGACGCAAGUUCCUCCUACUCGGGAUGCGGCCCUUCAUCCCCGACCAGGACAUCGGCUACUUCGAGGGCUUCCUGGAGGGCGUGGGCAUCCGCGAGGGCGGCAUCCUCACCGACAGCUUCGGCCGCAUCAAGCGGAGCAUGAGCUCCACGUCGGCAUCGGCCGUGCGCAGCUACCACGACGCGGCGCGGCCGCCCGAGGCGCAGACCUUCCACCGGCUGCUGGCCGACAUCACGCACGACAUCGAGGCGCUGGCCCCCGACGACGAGGACGAGGACGAGGAAGCCCAGGGCGAGGGCGACGCGGCCGAGGACAACUACCUGUAG